Dentiscutata erythropus is the source of this 324-nucleotide messenger RNA. The record is from the annotation of a GenBank genome assembly. Lineage: Eukaryota; Fungi; Glomeromycota; Glomeromycetes; Diversisporales; Gigasporaceae.
CACCUUGUCCAUUUGAUUAUAAGAAGCCAAGUGAUUGAACCAAGGGAUGGAAAUGACAUGUCGAAAGGCUAUGAUACUACAAGUGAAUUUAUAAGGAAUUAUAAUGACGGAGGUAAUCCUCACAGUGGCCAAAGUGAUGACAGAAGCGGCAAUGACAAUUAUAGUGAUGGUAGAAGGGGUGAUGGUGGGAGUGGCAAUAGAGAUGACAAUAAUGACAAAGAUAGCAGUAGUAACUCCAGUAAUAAACUUAUUUCAGUCUCCUCUGUGGCAGCGGCCAGAGCUAAAGAUCAAGAUUUUCUUUCCACGACUUGCUAUCAUGAUUAG